AUGACCAAAUACUCGGCAAUAAGCGAUGAGGAACCGACACCUCCAUUUACUACAGUUGGUAAUCCUUCAGUAAUUGGUUCUUUAGAUCAAGAUCCGUUACUGAGUGACCAAGUGAUUGAAGUGGAAGAAGACCUCAACAACCCUCUUGCAACGGCUAGCUAUUUUUCCUGCGCGAUUAAUCUUGCCAACACUAUACUUGGUACCGGUAUGCUGGCUAUGCCGGCUGCUAUAGCCUCAGUUGGUAUAAUAUUAGGCAGUUUCAUGAUUGUUUUCUCGGCUUUCGCUUCGGGAUUAGGAUUAUAUUUUUUGUCGCGCGCAGCUUCACGCACGGAAGGAAGACAAUCAUCUUUCUUUGCUGUCUCGAAAUUGACUUAUCCGAGCGCGGCUCUUUGGUUUGAUCUAGCGAUUGCGACCAAAUGCUUUGGUGUUAGUAUUUCGUAUCUUAUUAUAAUUGGUGAUUUGAUGCCACAAGUGGUUCAAGCGGUUGGGGAAAAACUUCUAGGCGGGGAUGAGUAUUCAAUCUUUUUAGAUCGCCGACUCUGGAUAACUCUAUCCAUGAUUGUUAUUGUUCCCUUAGCCUUUUUGAAACGAUUGGAUUCGCUACGAUACACGAGUUUAUUGGGAGUAAUUGCGGUUAUAUAUCUCUCAUUUAUUGUAGUCUAUAACUAUCUCGGUCCCGAUUUUGAAGCACCCCCCAAAGAAAAAAUUCAUUUAGUGAGAUUUUCAACAAAGUUUUUCACGCAUCUACCGUUAUUCGUGUUUGCUUUUACCUGUCAUCAAAAUAUCUUUACCAUCUACAAUGAACUCUUCGACAAUAGUCAGCAUAGAAUAAAUAGUGUGAUAGUUGGCGCGAUCGGAACAUCGUCUAUAAUUUAUCAGUUUAUCGGAAUCAUGGGAUAUUUGUCUUUUGGAGAUGAUGUCUUUCCGAAUAUCAUUACACAAUAUAAAACGAACAUGAUUGUAACAAUUGGUCGAGUGGCCAUCGUGAUUCACGUUUUAUUCACUUAUCCCCUUCAAGCACAUCCAUGUCGUGCUUGUUUGGAUAAAAUAAUUUCAUCUUGUUCCGGAUGGCGUCAAUCUAGCAAUGUCAACAGCACUGAAAAUUUAUUGAAUGUGCAACGAGACAAAGUUCCACCAACAACUUCACAUCAAAAAUAUAUUUUAAUGACAACAGGGAUCUUGGUAUCGAGUUACCUGAUUGCAAUGGUUGUCUCCCAAUUAGAUCUGGUUUUAGCCUUCGUUGGAUCCACCGGAUCAACAACAAUCUCAUUCAUCCUUCCCGGAAUAUUCUAUUACAAAAUCCACGAGGAACACGCAUGGACAAAGAAAAAGAUUUUAUCGGUAUGUUUGGCAGCGUAUGGAUUCGCGGUUGUGACGAUUUGCUUGACGUUGAAUAUUCUACGCGCGUUGAAUCUAAAUGAAUGA
Messenger RNA from Ambispora leptoticha, 1425 nucleotides. The record is from the annotation of a GenBank genome assembly. Lineage: Eukaryota; Fungi; Glomeromycota; Glomeromycetes; Archaeosporales; Ambisporaceae.